Molecule: messenger RNA, 984 nt
Organism: Equus caballus (horse)
Lineage: Eukaryota; Metazoa; Chordata; Mammalia; Perissodactyla; Equidae
Source: RefSeq, a predicted model, not a curated record
AUGGUCAGCCUUUCGGAGAAGAUGCUGCUGCUUCUGUUCUUCUUGGCCAAUCUCCUACCCUCCAGGCCUGAAGGAGCCACUCAACUCUACCAGGACAGAUAUCCAAAACCUAGAGGAGCCAUCAGAGCCACCAGGCAGUGCCAGUCCUCUGUUGUCCAUGAACACAGAGAUCCAUGGCAAUUUUCCCUUUCAGGGAAGAUCAUAUGGGGCAGAGAGCCCAGACCACACUCCCGGCCCUACAUGGCAUCUGUACUUUCCUACAAAGGCAAAGAAGUCUGCAUUAGAUGUGGUGGGUUCCUGGUGCGAGACAACUUUGUGCUUACAGCAGCUCACUGCAAUGGAAGAAAAAUAAGUGUCAUCCUCGGGGCUCACAAUAUCAGACAAGUGGAAAAGAGCCAGCAGGUCAUUCCUGUGCUCAAAACCUUCCCUCACAAGGGUUAUAAUGAUUAUUCAAAGGUCAACGACAUCAUGCUACUGAAGCUGCAAAACAAGGCUCAACUCAACUGGGCUGUGAAGACCAUCGCCCUGCCGCACAGCUGGGACUGGGUGAAGCCGGGGAUGGUGUGCAGUGUGGCAGGCUGGGGACAACUGGCAAAUGGUGAAAAGGCAAACACACUCCAGGAGGUGGAUCUAGAAGUGCAGAAUGAGCAGAAGUGCAAGGACCUCUUCAAAAACUACCACAACUCCAUUCAGCUGUGUGUGGGGAACCCUAAGUACAAGAAGGCCACCUCAAGUGGGGACUCCGGGGGCCCCUUCGUUUGUAACAAUGUGGCCCAGGGCAUUGUCUCCUAUGCACACCCCAGUGGGGAGCCCCCACGUGUCUUCACCAGGAUCUCAAGCUUUCUGCCCUGGAUAAAAAGCACAAUACUUCAUGCAGCAGCGACCAGACUCAGGUCACCCAGGAUUGAUCCAUACAACUUCUCUGGGGCAGAGGCCAGAACUGCCUGGGAAGAGCCAGGUGGAGGGGAGAUGGCCAGGGACUAA